CCACCUGAUCGCCUUGUGCUGUAGAGAGAGAUGUAAGUGCCUGCCGCCGCGUUUGCCUCUGCUAUUAUAUAUUCAUACCGUCGCCAACCCCAUUUGAGCUAACACCAUACCCUAACCGCGACCCGAAAGUAAAAACAGCGACGUAUUUGUAUUUAGAAAUACUCACACCAGUAAUUACGAUAAUAAAAAUGUUUUAAAGCUAAAGCGGAAAAAGCUCUACGUACAAGUGACUCCAUUGGAAAAGCGUGAGAGCACAGCGGAGUGCGACUAAAAAUGCUAAAAUAUGUAGGUAAUCGAAACGCUUAGUAAGCAGUUGAAACGCGCGCAGAGCGGCAACGUUAUACAAUUACCGAAAGUGAAGUGUACCGCACUAAUUUAAUAAGCGAAAAAGUGUAGGCCGACGGCGGUGAAGUGUGCGUGCAUGUACGAGAUAGUGGAAAAUAUUUGAAAAAAAGUUCAACUAUUGUUGUUUUUUCGCCGUACGCUUAUUGGCCUUGAGAAGGGCACACACCCAACCGAAGUUCUUAAAUAUUUAGCGAAAGGUUCAUUAAAAUGUGGUGGGUCUGGCUUAUUGGGGUCAUUGCGAUUGCCAUCCUCAUCAUUUUCGUCAUAUCGCCGCUCUGCUAUAUCGUCUAUAAGCGUAACUACUGGCGUUGGCAUCAUGUGCCCUUUGAACCACCUGCCGCGGCGUUUGAAAUCUUACAGCAUUUGUUUGGGUUGCGUACAAUCAUGGAAUGGGAGGAGUUGGAGCAUUACGAUCAAUUGUAUCGCAAUUUCAAAGCUCACGGUCCCUUUUGCGGUUUCUAUCGUCUCAUGCAACCGCGCGCUCUCAUACUCGAUCGCGAAUUGAUUAUGCAGAUACUGAUCAAGAACUUCUCGAAUUUCAAUGAUCGCGGCAUCUAUCACAACAGUAAACAUGAUCCGCUCUCUGCUGACUUAUAUAGUCGGCGUGGUAGCGAGUGGAAAGAGAUGCGGUUGCGUUUGGAGCCGAUCUUUGCUAAAGAUGAAAUGCGCUACCUGUACGAUGGGUUGCGCGCGUCGUGCGCCGAAUGGCUGGUUGGUUUCGAACAGCUGGUGCGAGAGGAGCGCGCACAUAGCGGUUACAUAGAGAUACGCACACAAAUGCGACGGUAUGUGUUAACUAGCAUAGCAGCUAGCGUAUUCGAUUUGAACGCGCAGCGGCAGCAAAAGUAUCCGCUGAACGUUUUUGAUGACAUGACUCACCUGGAGAAUACAACAUCACGUCAUAGCGAAUUCACAAACACAUUUUUGCGGCGUUACCCCAGAUUGGGUAAAAAGCUUAAGUUGCGCACAACUUCCAAAACGGUGGAAGAUUACUUUACCGGACUAAUCGCUGAGGUGGUAGCCGAACGUGAACAAAGCGGUACUGAUAAAAAAGACUACCUACAAGUGUUGGUGAACUUGAUGCAACAGGAGUUGAGCACGCAUGAGGUCGAGGAUCAGACCAUGAAGGAGCUUAAGGAGCACUUGAUGGGAGAACUAGCCGCGCAUGCUAUUUCCUUUUUAAAAGCGGGUCUACGUCCUACCACUCACACACUCACUUAUGUGUUGUACGAGUUGGCGCUAAACGAUACGGUACAGCAACAACUACGUGACGAAGUAGAGGAGGCUCUGCAGCGGCACAACAAUGAGCUAACUUACGAUUGCAUACGUGAGCUCAAGUUCUUGGGUCAAGUCAUAUCAGAGACCAUACGCCUACAUCCGAUUGUGCCUUACCUGAUACGUCGCACACUCACCGAAUUUCCUGUGUCCAAUAACAACAAGUACGCACUACCCAAGAAUAUGUUCAUCAUCGUGCCCACACAUGCCAUACACAACGAUGCCGAAUACUAUCCCGAGCCGCUCUUAUUCAAACCCGAACGUUUCGGACGUAGCGAUAAUAAGGGACGUGACAUUUGCAUGUGGUUGGGUUUCGGCGAAGGGCCACGCAGCUGCAUUGGUUUACACUUCGCGCAGCUGAUGAUGCGCGUGCUGCUGGCGCAGUUGAUCACGCGAUACCACUUUAGUGUAGAUCGCACGCGGCUCAUGGUCAAACCGCAGAAUAUUAUUAGGUUACGGGUGGACCCACUAAACGAUGAGCCAGAGGGCAGAGAGGCUGAUGUGGUGAUUUAGUUGUAUUUCAAAUAGAUACUUUGGGUAGUUUAAGGUUACAUAUACAGGGCUUCAUAGUAGAAGGAGAUGAAUUUCUGAAAGCAGUUGUACUCGUACAUACAUUUUUGUUCACCGCUUGCUUCUUCUUCUUUUGAACAAUUUUUUUUAUGGACAAGUUGAAUUUUGGCGUUGAAGAUUGUACUUUGGUGUACUGUGUUAAAGGAUUCCUCUGCCGCCUCUGUUCCAUUGAGAGGUCAAUGCUGUACAGAAGUCAAAGAUAUAUUUUGCUUCCAACUUUCGUAUCUAGAAAUUAAUGUAAUUAAUUAUGCCAGUUCAAGUUGAGGAAAAAACGGAAAAUUAAAUUUGCGAAAACCUAAAUAAAUUAUCUCCAAACCAUA
Molecule: messenger RNA, 2510 nt
Organism: Anastrepha ludens (Mexican fruit fly)
Lineage: Eukaryota; Metazoa; Arthropoda; Insecta; Diptera; Tephritidae
Gene: Cyp317a1
Product: probable cytochrome P450 317a1
Exons: 2
Coding region: 553-2133 (526 amino acids)
Molecular function (GO): oxidoreductase activity, acting on paired donors, with incorporation or reduction of molecular oxygen; monooxygenase activity; iron ion binding
Source: RefSeq, a predicted model, not a curated record